This is a messenger RNA of Numida meleagris (helmeted guineafowl), 11648 nucleotides long. RefSeq names its product coiled-coil domain containing 92 (gene CCDC92). Bases 8698 to 9645 code for a protein of 315 amino acids. The transcript is spliced from 15 exons. The record is from RefSeq and is a predicted model, not a curated record. Lineage: Eukaryota; Metazoa; Chordata; Aves; Galliformes; Numididae. Gene Ontology annotation, cellular component: centriole.
CAUCUGGCAUGUUUAUAAAGCUUGGAAGGACAGCCACAGCUCUCAAGUUGCCUUUUGAGACAUGACAUGUUGAAAACAGGUCAUUGCACAGUGGCAUGUGAUGGGCAGUAGGAGAGAUGGCCUCAUUCGUCUCUUACCUCUAUUUCCUACAGCUCUAAAUAAGCAGACUUCAGCACGAGGAGGAGUUCUGGCACCACCGGGAGGGGCUCAGCAGGGCAUUUUACCCCUGGAGGCUGAAACUGCACAGGAAGAGGAGCAUGGGCCCUCCCGUCUUUCAGCUUUCAGAAAGGCCAAGGCGUUCCAGGAUCAGAUAUCAUUAAAGGUCCCGGCAUUCAGUGUGCUACGCACCAACUCUCUCAUAGCAUUUGAGGCAAAGAAACGAAGGAGGUGACAGGCAUGAGAAAGUCUAGAUGGAGGAGAUCAAACCAGCAGUGAAGUCUGUCCCGUUCUUUUAUGAAGAGACAUCCUGAAGAGACUUGCUGUAGUCAAACAUUCCUGCACUGGCAAGUGCUGUAUAUCUGAGGAGACUUGUGGUAUGCUGUUGUCCCUGUGCUGGAGUAUUUCGCUGGGAGAAGCUUUUGGUUUGCCUCCUAGAUUGGUCAGAAUGUGGCUGCUCUAUCCUACAUGGCCAAGGGGAAAGAAUAGCCAUGAGAUACUUCAGAAGAGACAGCACGAUCUGGUGGUGGGAUGCAGAGGUCUGAAGUCUCUUUCUUGCUCUGUCAAGCAUGUGCUCUUCAGGUUUGGUGCAGACUUGUCUGCUGGAGCUGGACCCUGCAGCUCCCCUGACAGCGUCUGGACCCAAACUGCUCAAGCAGCUAGUCUCCCAGUUCAGCCAGCACCACCAGCCAGUGUCUGCCCAGCUAUACCCUGAAGAAUUGAAGCUCCCAGGAUCUGCCAAGUAUCAAACAAGGUAAAUGUUUCCCUGGCAGACCAGGCUACACAGCAGCUUCCAUGUGUGGGCACUCCCUCCAACUCCUGCUUUCUGGUAGACUGAAUUCAGCCGUUCACAGACACAAAGUUGUGGUAAGCUUAUAUCCAAAUAAAAAUUGUCGGUAAGGCAUACCUCUGCAUACCUUCCCUUAGCACUGUCUUGGCCUUUCUUGGGUCAGUGUUCCCUACAUUUGCUUCUAGAGUUUUUAUUUCCACUCCUGCCAGACUAAUUGUAAAUGUCUUAGCUGAGACAGCUUUCAGUUUCUGUCAUUUCCUAAGCAACCAAAUGUCCAUACGUUUCCACAGGGGUCUGUAAAUAUCCCACGGUAUGUUCUCCUAAUUAGAAAACAAUGUCUAUAGCUGUGUUUAUAUUCCUACGCUUAUUAGGAAGAUAAAAGGCAAGGCUGGUUUUGUGUGCAACCUGAGAUUAUUCAUUUCUGUGCUGUUUGGAGGGGGUUUUUAAUUGGUUUUUAAGAAAUGUAUCUUGGGGGUUCCUUGGUUACUGAAUCAACACAAACAGAGGGUUUACAGCGAGCUAUUGUAUGAAAUUACAGAUCAUAUGUUACCUGUGAACUUUCGGAGUUUGUUCAACUCCAAAAAUGCAGGUUGAGUUAGAUAGGAAAAAAAAUGCAAGGCUUCAGCAAUGAGCCAACUUCUUGGGAGACAUAACUUGUGGUGGAGCUGUAUGUUUCACAUCAGUUGGGCAGAUCUGGUAAAAUGUGUCUCAAAGUCAAUACAUGUUUGUAUAAAGGGGACUCAGAGGUUUCCCAAAUUUCUAGGGAGAUUCCUAGUUUUCUAGAAACAUAAGGAGAGAAUCUAAUAUGUCAUCGGUUCUACUCUUCCAUAUAACGCAGACUGUAGUAAUAAAAAUCAAUUCCAGAUCAAUGUAUUUUGAACUGAAUAUGUGUUUGAGAAAGGAGUCCAGUCUUGCUUCAGAGGUAGUCAGUAGUGAAGAGUUGAUUACCUUAGUAAAUUGCUCCAGUUGUUAGAAAUUUUCACAUCAGGCCACAGCCACCAAAUCUCAUAAUAUCGCUUGUCUGCCAGAAUGAAAAUCCUAAAAUCAGUUUUAUUCCCAGUAUUUCUGCUUCAAUAGAAUAUAAGAACACUCUGUAACAGGAAGAGUAAGUUGCAGUCUUGGAUACUUCUCCCUGAAAGCUAUUUUGCAACCUUUUAAGUCAACUCAUGGCUCUUUGAAUCUUUUCCAGUCUAUCAACAUACUCUGAAUGGUGGGCCCAGAAGUUGCACACCUCCAAAUGCACCAUUACCAAAUGCAAAGGUGGUGGGAUCACUCGGUGUCACUGAUGAAAUCACACCAUAGAAUCACAGAACCGUUGACUGGAGGAUCCGUUUUUGGACACAUGCUAACCAUUGGUUGCCCUACAGGGUAAGGCAGGCCUUGAGUUCCUCUCUCAGUCCUGCCCUGGCCCCUGCCACCCUCACAAAAGGCUGAAGGCAGUAGCAUGGAGGAUGCAUGCACAGGACUGUGGUGUCUGUAUGAGUCCUCAUUUUCUUUAGUCAUGAAGGGCACAGACACACAGCGCCGUGCCUCUCUGCUGGGCUGCAACAGGAAGAGCUUGAUUCAAUGCUAACACUUAAACAAAUAGUGUGCUGACCUACCAAUUAAUAGAGCAGCCCUUCUUGCUUAUUUUUUUCCCGGCAUUUAAACAGCAGCACAUUCCACUUGUGUAAAAAGACUGCUGUUUGGAGUGUGCUGGAAUCAGGUGGUGAGCAUACCAACAGCCAGACAGGAUACUGUGCUUCCUGUGAGAGUAAACACUGAAAGUCAUGCAAAGCAUCUUUCAUUCUGGCUUGGCUGCAACCGCCAGUACAGCCGCUGGAAAGGAAGGGACUUCACAGAGACAGAGAGAUUAUUCUCUUCUGGCUUGGAGACUACCUGGCCUUUUAAUCAUAGUUGAAAGCCUGUAUUUUUAAAGGUUGCUCACUUUGUUGGCAGAGUGCACACCUACAAGCCUCCAUUUUCUGGGAGCUUGCAGUCUCGCUCAGAGGUCUGCCACAUAGGAACACAACCAGUGUGUAGAUGCUCAGCAGCUCUUAAGUUUGUGGGUAAGACUGCAGCUUGGGAGGACUGAAGGAGCAAGUUUCAUACACAGCAGAGGUAAAGUUCCUGUGCCAGAAACUCUCUGACCUAUUAAGUUGUCUUCAGGAUUUACAGGAACUAACCUGAAAAGCCAGAUUCCUCCCCAAAACUAUAUGGAAACCAUUUGCUAGGCGUUCAGGACACCUUCCCACGUGACGUGCUUGUUGACAUAUGAACAGGCUGGAACAGAUACCAGUGGUGUCCUUACUGCUGCAUUUUACAAGCUGCAUUGUUCACAGUCCUGAGGACAGAGUGAUUUGCAGCCAUUCCAUGUGGUUUGCUGGCAUUUCCAGCCAACUACAGUGAGGAUGAGCACAGGAAAGCCAUUGGGAUCACAGUAGCCGGCAUGUUCUGCAACAGGUCAUUCUGACCUUCCAUCAUAAUGUUCGGGUGUUGUAUUUUACACUAUUUAGAAGGCUUCCAUUGAAGUGGGCUGGAAGGAAAUCAAGCGCCCUGCAUGGGCAUGUGUGAGCUGCGUUUCAACAAACUUUAAUUUCCAUAAACAAGGGCAGUUGGAAAUCUGGCCCACUACUUCUGUCUGCCUUUGCUCCCCACCUGUAGGGUAGACAUGGCAGCACAGUCUGACUCACAGAGGUGUCUGGGGAGAGAAAUAUAACCACCGUGGAGGAGCAGCUCAGUUAAAACAAGUCAGAAGAGUAAAACAAUCCCAGUGUCCACAGCCAGGUCCCUACAGGAUUUCUCCAUCACUUUGUGCAAGGAGCUUUUCAGUUUUCUAACGAUCAAUAAAAAUGAGAUUAUACUAUAAAAAAGCUUGCCUUUCAUACUGAUAUCCACAUGGUCAUCGAACAAAUUUUCCCUAGCUGGUCUAUUAUUUGUGUUUUCCUCGUGGAAAAUUCAGUAUUUUCAUUUUAACUUGCAAAACUGUAUUUCUAUCAAACUUUGUUCAGAUUUUUAUAGUGUCUAACACUACUUCUAGGGUGCUCUGUUAUUCAUUGAGGCUUAAUGCUCUUGGAGUCAUUUUGGUAAACCAGACAUAUGGCUAUUUUCAUGAAAUCCAGUGUAACAUCAGUCCAGGCUUUUGGAGAGAAAUGGUUUUCAGGGCUGCCAGUUAAUUUGUGAAAAGAUACUACAAGGAUAUUCUCUCUCCAUUGCGUAUUUCUUCCCCAGUAAAACUACAGAGUGUUCUAAUAAUUUCAUGUCUGAAAAUGUUUUAAUAUCUGUUCCCUCUUGUCUAGCAAUGUUUUAGGUGAAGAACAAACACGAUACCUUUUUAGCAGAAAAGGCAAUGGCUUAAAAACACUGAUAUUUUUGGAGUAUUUCCAGCUGAUCUGUUGAUCUGUACUUUGACAGUUGGCUUUAUUUAUUCUCUGUGCAGUAUGUUUAAAGUAUUUUAUUGCUUCCACAGUGUUAGCAAAGAUCUUUGGAGAAAAGAAGGCUUGAUGAGGAUAUUUUGAGGUCUGUGUCCUGCAACGUGCUCUGCUUACCAAAGUUUUCAUCAUAAAUCUUGAUGAUAUAACCCCAUUCCCUAGAAAUGCAGAUUCCAAAGUUCUUUAUCACCAUCACCUGUCUUCUGUAUUUCAGUGAGAAGCGUAUUAGCACUGAACAUUCCUGUCUCACCCCAUGUGAAUGGCAAGGGGUGCUUCUGGCUUUGAUCUUUUUGUCUGUUGCAAUAGUAAUCUCUUCAGUGCAGGUACUCUGUGGAGGACAGAGGCAGGACAUGGACAAGCCCCAGUUGUGUUUGUGAUUGGUAUUGCCCUAACAGAUCACGAAAACACGGUAAGAAAUCUGACUCUUAAAAAAUCACAAACUAUACUUUACAACUCUGUUCCCUUGGUAAGGGGCAAACCAAGGAAUGUAAUCAAGUAUUUGAUAAAAACAGUAAUAAACACGUGUUCAACAACUUGUGAAUCUUACUCGUUUGACACCGUAUUGAAAAAAAACAUUUUAAGUACUACAAAAACUCACGGGCUGGAAGGUUUAAAACUUUUCCUAUAAAUUACAGCUCCGUUUUAAUCUGGAUUUAUAUUAAUGUUGUCUUAGUGCUUUAAAAAACUACCUGUCCUGAAAUGAAACAUGUGAAAUUAAUCUACUCCAAUUCCUUUUGCAUUAUUCUCUUUACAAGCUGGAAAUCUAACUUAUCUGUAUCUGAUCAAGUGCCAGUAAUGACAGUCUUUAAGCAAAAACUUACCCGAAUUCCUGACAUGGUUUAGUUUCAAGAUAACCAAGUACAGAUUUCCAGGGUAUUUCUGUAAUUGAUUUUGUAUUCGGUGUCUAUUUAUAAGAGAUUUUUGUCAUAUGAGAGUGGCCAAGGUCAUUCAGAGUUUGGCUUUGCACCCAAAUUACUGGUGUUAGUAUUUACUUCCUAGUCAUUUUUGUUCAGCUAUGGGAAGAUUAUUGACAGCCAAUUAACAAGAAGUGGGAUAUGGCAAGCCUGGGUACAAGGACAUUCCGAUAUCUUUGUUCUGGUGAAGCGAGGAGCCUGGAAUUAAACUGCACGUAGUACACACCAGGGCAUAGGACAGCAUUCAGUCUUGUGGGUUUGUGGUUAUUGCACCUUGCCAGUUCAAGGAUCUUUGUACUCAGCCCUGUAGAAAGACUCCCGCAUCAGCCCUGCUGGGCAGACAUUUAUUUCCUUUCCAGAAGGUAUGGAGGUGACAUGUCCAUGUUAAGGCCAAAAAUGCAAGUCCUGCUCAGAGACUGGAACUGUUCGGAUUGCUGGAUGAGGAUUUUGCUGCGCCAUUCAGCCCUACCCGCGGUGGCCCGCAUUCCGCAGUCUGGCUGGGUGCUACGUUCAGCAUGUCUUCGGUGUAUCACUUGUGACUCUUCCCCUGUGGCUGGAUCUCAGGAUGAACAACCUCAGAGACUCUGCAGCCCACCUAGGCCUUCCUAAUUAACACAUUCUCAAGUUCUCAUUGCCUCCCUACUCAUGAUAUUUGUGGUAUUUCAUCGCUACAUCUUGUGGCAGCAGUCAAGGGACGUUGCAAUUGGAAAUGAGUCUGUGCAUUGGAGAGAAAAUACUUGGCUCUGGGAAGAGACAUGGAGGAAAUGUGUGACAGAGAGCAGCGCUCCCUUGGUAAGGGGAACUUACCAUGAAGUAGUAGUGAUGGACAUCCUCAUUGUGGCCAAUUUUGGUUAAGCACAGUCCUGAGUGGAUGAACAAGGACAGAAGGUGCCUGAAUGCCACUGACAUUAAUGUAAACUCCUGGAGGAUCUGCUAGAGGUAAUGCCGUUGCUUUGGAUGAAUAUUUGUCUGACACAGCAGUAAUGUGCAAUCAAGACGUGGAGCUAAGUCAGAGACCUGAGAUUCUGCCCAAAUGAAAACCAAGGGGAUGAAUUCACCCUGGUACCUUUUAAGCAGGCUGAAUACAAAGCAAAUUGUUCAGAGCCAGCUACUGCAUUUCAAAACCUGCAGUUUUAUUCAUCUAAAAUAUUCCAGCAUAAGAAAAAGCAAUUUAGGACUAUUCUCUGCUUUGUCUGGUUUAGAUCUUAAACUCCUGAGGAUAGGGGCUGCCUUGCAAUGCCUGACACUGAGGCCUUAAUGUUGAUCCAGCCCAUUCAGUGCAGAGAUAAUGAAAAAAGAGCUCUGCCAUAGCUUUGUAUUGCUCUGUAGGCCUGGGCAACAGGAGGUCAUCUUGUGUAAGGUUUCAGAGAUUUGGCUGACAAAAUACCUGAUGAUGCGGUUUUUUAGCCAGUGUUACUGCUGGUGAGUUGCUAUUAGCAGAGACCUAAUCUGAAUACAAAUAUCUGUGGAAACACAGUUUACAGCAUCUGGCAAAUUUAUGCUGGAACUUCCCAUGCGAUCCAGGGAUCGAAGCAGGAUGAUUUAUGUGAUCUUUCUAGCCAAUCAUCGGUAUCUUACUGGAAAGGUUUGAAAUUCCACCUAAAAUCACAGUGUGAAAGGUUUUUAAAAAUGCCAGGAAGUUAUUUUCAGGGUUGUCCUGGAUUUGCACAAAACUGGUAGCACAAAGGCGAGAACAGCUGGAGGCGUAAGUGGGAAGAGAACAGCAUCUGAAGGAUUCUCAAGGGGAUUUUUUCAUAAAAAAGGGAGGUGAAUGAGAUGUUGUUGCCUCAAAUAUCUGACAAACAGAGGAGUAAGGCAUGAAACUAGUAGCUGGCAAGACAGCCAGGUCCAGUGUCUGCUGGCAUAAGUGGGGUUCAAACCACUGGGCCUACUGCAGAAAAGGAUUUUGCCACUGGUUAUCCUGGGAUGAGGCUGUGACAUGAACUCUCGUGUCAAAACGUGACUGAACUGCUUAUCUCUGCUGGACGCCCAUGUCUUCGCUGUCAAUGCAAAUAUUGUUCCUAACAUGGAUCUGCCAGAACUUCGUGCUUUGACAAGGGUAUUUUAAAUGUCGUAGGCAAGAUUCUUCAUGCAGAGAAAGAAGAUUUGAGAGGUGUGGCCACCAGCAAUACCGAAAUCCAUCAGAAUUUCAAUUCAGGGCAUACCUGGGAAGCGUAAGCAUGAUGCAGUGUUCUCUGUGCGUGGCUCGUUCCUAGAUUGGGCUCUGGAAAAAGCAGCAUCCAUCAUUACUGCCAGCUUUCCACUACAGUCCCUCUUAUGUCCCCCUUUCCUGUGCUGUCUGCAUUUAUAGCCCCAAAAUGCAGCCAGGGCCAGAAUUGUUCCAGAAGUACAAUGUGUUCGUGUAUUGCUUUGGAUUAGAGAUGGUAGAAUGGUGCCACAUUUUUCCCAAAUAUUGAGAGUUUUCCAGCUAGUUCUGGCUGGUCGCUCUGCUGAAGUCAAAACAUUGGCUGAGACAAAUUUGAAGAUGUUUUGUGCCAUUUCUCAGUGAGUGUGGUUGGUUGUUUAUCUUUCGAACAUCAGCACUUCCUGCAUCAGCACCAGAUUUUCUCUAGGAAACAUAAAAACGCCUUUUCAUUUUGGCCUUUGGGAAACCUUUUGAAGUCUUCCAGCUGAAAAAUAGCAAGGUCCCCAGGCUUGAGUAUGAGUAUUUGUGGACACUUUACAACUGCUGAGGGCUGAGAAGCAAAUGAAAGUGCUGGGAUCUGUGCUAGGAGGGUGCAACAAGAGAUAAACAUGCAACAGCAUAUUGCUUUGAGCCCUCCCCUACUGUUUUCCAGAAGAAUCUUCAUGGAAAAUUGUCUUCUCAGCCACAAGUGUAAAAAAGCACUGCUUUGUGUUGCCUUUACUUUUAGUAACUUUAGUGUCAUUGGUUAUACAUUUGACCCAUUUUUAGUGCUCCCCGGUAUAUAUUCUUCCCAAAGGAAAAACAACCUGGAGCAUCAGCUAUGUCUUUCUUCUCUCUCCAAGAGCAAAGCAAAGACCCAAGGGGCAUCCUGCAUCCCUGUAAGAAAGCAGCUUUGCCUUCUGAGAUCAGCUACCUAACGACACGUCUGUUUUUCCAUCUGUUCUGACUGGAUCCCAUUUCUUUCUGCAGACCUUGCCUGGGGUUGCUGUCCAUUUCAGGAGAUGCUGUCCUGUCUACUUUGCCUGUUUAAGGCGCCAAUAUCCAGCUUCUACCUUUGGUUGCUUCCAUAGGUGCUUUGAAUCCAGCCUGGUGCUCUCUUAAAUGGAGAAAUUGCUGCCUAACUGAUCCUUUGUGGACUUCUGACCAAAACCAUCCAGUGCAACAUAUGAGGACAGUUGGAAUGGGAAGAUAUAGCAUGGUUGACCAAAAUCCAGACUCAUCUGGACACCUUGGGCAUCUCCCACUGCAUCAUUCAGGCCCUGAGAGUAACUGCAUGCCAGGAUGGCAACUUCAAACCUGGAGAAUCAGCUGCACAGCGCCCAGAAGAAUCUGUUGUUUCUCCAGCGGGAACAUGCCAACACACUGAAAGGUUUGCACGCCGAGAUCCGGCGCCUGCAGCAGCACUGCACAGACCUAACCUAUGAGCUGACUGUGAAGAGUUCAGACUUGUCAGGAAGCAUUAGUUCAAGAAGCGAUGAACUCAAAAGAAAGUGUGAAGAUCUUGAAGCUCAGCUGAAAGUCAAAGAGGCUGAAAAUAAUGAAUUAUUAAAAGAACUUGAACAAAAGAACGCAAUGAUAAUGGUGCUGGAAAACACUAUUAAAGAAAGAGAAAAGAAGUAUUUGGAAGAGUUAAAAAUGAAAAGCCAUAAGCUCAAUAUGCUGUCAAGUGAACUAGAGCAGAGAGCAAGCACUAUCGCUUAUUUAACUUCUCAGCUGCACGCUACGAAGAAGAAGCUCAUGAGUUCAAGUGGGACUUCGGAGGGGACCCCUUCUGGCAGUCCAGUGUUGUCCAGCUAUAAGCCGGCCCCUCCCAAAGAUAAACUGCCUGAGACUCCACGGCGCAGAAUGAAGAAGAGUUUGUCGACGCCACUCAACCCGGAGUUCGAAGAGGCCUACAGAAUAGGAUCGGAUAGCCGGAAGCUGCUGUUAAGAGAGCAUGUGGAUGCCAUGCCCGAUCCCACCCCGUUUCUGUUGGCCAGAGAAACAUCAGAGGUCCACCUGAUUAAGGAGAGGCCGCUGGUUAUUCCACCGAUUGCUUCGGAUCGAGCGUCCGGUGAAUCGCACAGCCCAGCCCGAGAGAAGCCGCACAAGGCGCACGUUGGAGUGGCGCAUCGCAUCCACCACGCCGCGCCCUCCCAGCCUCAGCCAGAGGUCGAAACGCUGGCGGUGGAUCAGGUCAAUGGAAGCAAGGUGGUCAGAAAGCACUCAGGGACAGACAGAACUGUUUGAGUCAAAUCACUGUUGCCCUAUUCUGUUGCUGUUUAUGCACUGUGAUCCUAUAGGAUAAAUAGCACCUGCAGUAAAGUUUCUUUUGAUGCCCCAUGCAUGCCAAACUUCUUCCACAUACAUCAUUAAUAGAUUAUUCUCCUCUAUUGAAACCUACUAGGACUGUGUUCAUAUGGCAAGGUAUAUAACUACUAAAUGCUGUGGCCAAAUCAGGGGUACCUGACUGCUUGCUUCUGAGCACUGCUCCAUUUAUUGUAUCUACACGUGUGGACAAAGGCACAUGCUGCAGGCUGUGUUAUUAACAAUAUUAGUGAAAACAAACUUACCUAUAAACCUGCAGCAAUAGGUAUUGGCUGUUAGCAUUUGAAAUAGCAAUGGUUCUUUUGUCUUCACUGUGUAUGUAGCACUUACUUCAUACACAAACAUUAACUUUCAUGACGAAGCCUUUCUCAUGGUAGCAUUGAAAAUCCUCGCGGCUGUACAUACACUAAGGACUUUUUUCCCUCAGAUGCUCUCAGUUGCGACCUGUGUUCAUAGUUUCUCAAAAUCCUGAGAGUCCCAGUAAGCAUUGUUUAGUCCUAAAUACUUUGGUUUGUGGCUUUAAGUAAAAAAAGAGGAAGAAAUGUGGAAAAAUCACUGUCUUCAAUGGUUAAUGGUCCUCUCAGAAAGAGUACAAACAUGUUGCUUUUGUUUUUUUUAAACUGAAUGGCUUCAGUGCACAUUUUACACUGGUCUGUCAGUACGCUGCACUUGUGGCACCUUCCAUUCUGGCUUAGAGCUCCUUUUUUCAGGGAGAAAAAGUACCUGACUGUCCUGUAGGAGAAUGGUUCUUUAUGCUCUAGCCUGCACUUUUUUAUGAAGGGUUGUUUUUUUUUGUGUGUGUGUUUUGUUUUUUUUUUUUCUUGUAAAGUUUAGACUUAUUCAGGGUAUCACCGGACAGUUCUGACUUCUGAUAGUUUAGAAGCCUGAGCUGUCCCUCUAAAAUGCGUGUACUCAGUUUUAAAUGUAACUGACUUACUAGAGGAGAACCUGGCAUCCAUGAUUUUUAGCCUAUCCCUGGAAGUUGGGAUGCACUUGCCUUGUACUUGUCCUGGUUCCCCUGUCUAGUUAGCAACAGGGAGACCCUGCAUCUGUUGUUAGACUACUUGAUUUUUGUUUCUUCUUUUUGUUCUUUUUUCUAGGAAAGAAAGGCAUACUGAGAGCUGUGUGAGUAUGUAAUUUUGGGAAGGAGUUUUUCUUAAAUUCUGAUCAGCACCUCCAGCUUGCCUCUGCUUCACUCUUGUCUGCAGCCUCUGAGUAGGACCAGCAAGAAAAAACAGCUCCCAAAUGCUGCUAAGCUUAUGAUGUGCCUUCAAAAACUUGGAACACGUAACCUUUGUAAAAGCUGAUGAAGGAUCCCUGCCUGCUCUCUUUCCUUCCCCUUGCCAGCUGUAGUCUGCCCCUCCAGCUUUUUUUCUGCAGCUGUGUGUUGGUGUGUUUCCCUCUGGAGCCUUGGGUAACUAUUUGUCAGCUUCCUCCCCCCCCCCCAAAAAGGCACUGACAGGAUGAAAAAAGCUGUUCUUCUUACCUGUGGUACUGCUACCUUCCCUGUGCAGCAUGGUAACUUACAGCAGUGUUGGGCCCAGUAACAGAGGAUCUGUGCCCUCUCCCUGUGCACCCUCACAGCUCAGGCACUUGCUCAUUUGAGAAGCCCAAGAAAUGCUUGUCAGCAUUGUGCCUUGCCAGCUGUGCGCUAGGAUUUGUUUCAUCAAGUGUGGGGAGGGAUAGGGAAAAGCUGUGUUCCUGAAAAAUGAUUGGUUAAAGAGAGUUUGUUAUUCUGGAGUUGUAAGUGCAUUGUGUUAACCACCAGUGUUUUCGGUUUGGGGGUUGUUUUUGGUGGUGGUUGCCAUAUUUUUAUGGCUGUUGUAUGAGUGAACUGCCACUUGUUCAAGGCUGAUGGAAGGCAUCGCUUCCAAACCCAGUAGAAGUGAUGCUUUGGGCAAUUAAAAACAUUUCUUACAACCAUA